Molecule: messenger RNA, 1901 nt
Organism: Ananas comosus (pineapple)
Lineage: Eukaryota; Viridiplantae; Streptophyta; Magnoliopsida; Poales; Bromeliaceae
Product: coiled-coil domain-containing protein SCD2-like
Exons: 17
Coding region: 118-1737 (539 amino acids)
Biological process (GO): cytokinesis by cell plate formation
Source: RefSeq, a predicted model, not a curated record
UCUCAAACCCGCGUCCCCGCCUCCGUGACUGUGAGACCUCUUCCCAGUAGUCGCCAGUUGCACCACCUCGUCCUCCGUAUCCCCCAUCUCUAUCCUUUCUCCCCUGUCGUACCGACGAUGUCCGAGUGGCGAGAUCGGAGCCCGUCGCCGACCCUCGCGCGGCAUCUGAGCGAGCUGAGCGCCUCGUCGCCAUCGUCGUUCCUGCGCUCCGCGUCGGCCGUCAGCCCGGCCGCCAAAGGCGCGCCCAACCUCGUUGCCAGGGCUGCCAACGCCCGCCUCGCCCAGAUCAUGGCGUUGCAGGCUGCCAUCGCCGGCGACGGCGAUGAGGACUUCGAGUCGGCGUCCCGGUUCAUGAUGCACCGCCGCGCUGCUCCCAGAGGAAACGGCACUGCUGCCUCCCCUGGUUUCGUAGAUGGUGUCGCCGCCUCCUUGCUAGAGAGAUCUUCUAACCGAUCCCCCUUGCCCGCAUUAAGUCGGGUCUCUGUAGAACCUACUCCUGCAGUUCACUCGACAUCUACUGAAAGGCCGUCUUUAUCAAUUCGUACAACAUUAGUGCCUCCAAGUGUGAAGACUCUUACUCCUAUACCUGCAAUCGACGUUCCUGUUAACGGACAUAGAGAUAGAAGGUUUCCUACAGAUGUGAAACAUUGGAAAUCAAGAGAAUAUGAUGAUUCACGUGAGACUUCUGACCUAAGAGACGAGCUUGAUAUGCUCCAAGAAGAGAAUGAAAAUCUUCUCGAGAGGCUGCGGUUAGUUGAGGAAAAAUAUGAAGAAGCAGAAGUUAGGACCAGGGAGCUUGAGAAACAGGUUGCUUUUUUUGGAGAAGGGGCAUCUAUGGAGGUUCGUCUAUUGAAAAGGAAGGAAGCGGCACUACUUCAAAAAGAAAAACAAAUGAGAGAUGCCAUUCAAACUAAGAAGAAUGAUAAAGAUGAGGAAGUGGCAGCUCUUCGACAACAAGUGCAGGCGGCAAGGGAUGAGGCUGCAGCAGCAGCAGAGCAACUUAGAGAAGCUGAAUCUGAAGCAAAAGCUUUACACUCCAUGACUCAGAGAAUGAUCUUAACUGAAGAAGAGAAGGAAGAGGUUGUCUUUAAGAGGUGUUGGCUUGCUCGCUUCUGGGGUUUAGCUGUUCGAUAUGGGAUCUAUCCAGAUAUUGCUGCAUCAAAGCAUGAACAUUGGUCGUCACUCGCUCCUCUUCCUUUUGAAGUUGUCACUUCUGCCGGACAAAUAGCUAAAGAAGAAGCUUCUCGUAAGGGUAACGAGGUAUCUAAGGAAAGGAACAAACUUGUUAGUGACUUCAAUGAAAUAACUGGCAAAGGGAAUAUAGAAAGUAUGCUCUCUGUUGAGAAAGGAUUAAGGGAACUUGCUUCAUUGAAGGUUGAGGAUGCUGUUGUACUUGCGUUAGCUCAACAUCAACGUCUCAAUUUAUUGCGGGAAUAUGCUUCAGAUUACAAACUUGGUGAUCUGAAGUUCAUGGAGGCGCUUGAGCUAAGCAAGGAGGAGGCUGAAGAUGUUUUAUUUAAGCAGUCAUGGCUUGUGUAUUUCUGGGGAAGAGCUAAACAACAUGGCGUGGAAGAAGAAAUUGCGGAAGAGAGGUCACAAUUUUGGAUCGAUCACCUCGGUCAGCAACCGAGCUUACAUGAUGCUAUCGAUGUGGAGAGAGGGUUGAUAGAGCUGAAGAAGCUGGGCAUUGAGCAUUUGUUGUGGGAAGCCUCUCGUAGGGACGUCGAUACCAACUGAAGCUCGCCAAAGCAUGCAGAAGACAACAAUUAAUUAGCUGUAUAAAUGACGGUAAGCACUUGCAGGGUGAUAUUAUUAACAGAGCUAAAUUCAUUCGAGCAUAUUCAUCUGAGUCUGUCAAUCAAUUAUUCAAAUCAUUUAGUUUGGGAAGUGAUAUUAGCAAA